This is a messenger RNA of Penicillium robsamsonii, 1377 nucleotides long. RefSeq names its product thiolase-like protein. The coding region runs from base 1 to 1377 and encodes 458 amino acids. NCBI's taxonomy places the organism in Eukaryota, Fungi, Ascomycota, Eurotiomycetes, Eurotiales, Aspergillaceae. The record is from RefSeq and is a predicted model, not a curated record. The transcript has 2 exons. Gene Ontology annotation, molecular function: acyltransferase activity, transferring groups other than amino-acyl groups.
AUGAGUUCCAGCAAUCAAACUUUCGUCCUGGGGGUGGGCAUGACCCAGUUCCUUUCCCCGCGUGGGACAAGAAACUACCCUGAGCUGGGUUUCGAAGCAGGUGUUAAGGCUAUGCUCGACGCGCAGAUCACUUACGAUGAUGUCGAGACUGGGAUCGCCUGUUACUGCCAUGGGGACUCCUGCUACGGCCAGCGCAUCUUUUACCAGUUCGGGUUGACAUCCAUUCCCAUUUUCAAUACGAACAAUGCGUGCGCCACUGGUUCCACGGGGCUUUUUCUCGCCCGAACACUGAUUCAACGCGGGGCUGCCGACUGCGUUUUGGUCGUUGGUUUCGAACAGAUGCGGCCCGGUUCGAUCAAGAGUGUCUGGGAUGACCGCCCCCACCCUGUUGCACCCUUACAAUCGAUCAUGGAGAAGGAAUUUGGAAAGCAUUCCAGUCCACGGAAUGCCCAAUUUUUCGGCAACGCUGGAACCGAGUAUAUGAGAAGAUACGGUGCCCAAAAUGAAGACUUUGCUGAAAUCGCACGCGUCUCGCAUGAACACUCUACUCGCAAUCCAUAUGCUCAGUUCCGCACGGAAUAUUCAUUGGAGGGGAUCAUGAACUCCAAACAUAUCCAUGGUCCAUUGACAAAACUGCAGUGCAGUCCCACAAGUGAUGGCGCUGCGGCAGCGGUGCUUGUUUCAGAGAAGUUUCUCGAAGCUCGACCUCAUUUGAAGUCGCAAGCAAUUUUAAUGGCCGGCCAGGCAAUGCAGACCGACCCAGUCUCCACAUACUCCGGCAGUGCCAUGGACCUUGUGGGCUUUCAGAUGACGCAAAGGGCAGUCAAAGCCGCCCUGGAAGAAGCACGUCUGACGCCCCAAGAUGUCAAGGUGUGCGAGCUUCACGACUGCUUUUCCGCCAACGAGAUGAUCCUUCUAGACGCAUUAGGUUUCAGUGGCACCGGAAAGGCGCAUGAAAUGGUCCGUCGUGGAGACAUCACCUACGGUGGUAAAGGGCCUGUGAUCAAUCCAUCAGGAGGGUUGAUCUCAAAGGGCCACCCCCUGGGGGCAACUGGGCUGGCGCAGUGUACGGAGCUGGUAUGGCAGUUGCGCGGCUGGGCGAACAAUCGUCUGGUUGACGGAGCUGAUGUUGCCCUGCAACACAAUCUGGGACUUGGUGGGGCUGUUAUUGUGACCGUAUAUAAACGAAUGGAUGGAGGAAAGGCUGAACGGAUUUCCGAUGAAGAGGUCAAGAGAAUGUCUCCCCUAACGGGUUACAACCCAGCAGUGGAAGCGAGAUACAUCACUCCUGAACAGAGCGAUCGGGUCCGCAGCAGGGUGAACCGUGAUGACCAUGUUUUAGCAAACACCGCUGCACCGCUCACCGCUCGGAUUUGA